GGAGGGGAAGCUGUAGCCCCUCGGUGGGCUUCCGAUCGGCAGAUAAAACGGAUAACCCUGCGGGGAAGCUCCGCCCUCCACACCUUGAUGACGAGCUGCCUCCUGAAAGAGUGGAGGAAGAAAAAGGGAUCCACAGGUCUCUUGUGGGUGUUAACUGCUGCAGGAAGUCCCUUCCUGCACUCACAGUGGAGUGAGACAAGUCUGUUCCACUGGGCAAAACACACAUCUGCUACCUGGCAAUCAAAUCAGCCACACAAAAAGUCUCUCACAGUGGGACAUUGACCGAUCAGCUGGAAACAGCUCUGGGCGAGUAAAGGAAUGAGGUUCAAUUUGCAACGUGUCUUCUAGACUGCGCUAAGUGAUGCAACUUUGCAGACCAAGCCUGCAAUCGCCACCAGUAGAGCCUGCAGUGUCUCUCGCCCUGACACUGGCGUCUUCACCACUUAGGAGGGGAGUGGUGGCGGCUGUCAAGGGAGGAGGAGCGGGGGAGUAAUCUCUCAAAACAGGGAUUAUUUAGUUCUUCUCUUGAAAAAAUGCCCUUUCCAGACUCUCUCCACGUUUCUAAACUAAUUUUAAAUCACCCUGACACUGAGUUCAACAAAGUUAGUUGAACUUAGUUUUUAAUUAGUAAAAAACCACAGUUGUUUGCUCGUUACUUGCAAGCAUUUUCUCAAAAUUGUAUGGCACUUACAUUUAACAAUUGCCACAAACUGAUUCAAGGAAUAUGACAAGGAAGGUAUUCAUGCAAGAUAUGUAUUUAAACAUGUGUCAGUGAAGGUGAAUGAUGUACAAAUAGUAAAGGUGAAGUUACAUAAACGAGGAUAUAAACAAUUAACGUUCCUUAAAUUUAAACCCACCAAUGAAAGAGGCGGGUCAACUUGUGACCAUCUCACCCCCCUCCUCAAGGAAGUGAAAUGGGGGGAGCAAAAUCCAGUGUGACUGUACCUGAAGCCUAAUAUCAUAGGUCAGAGUUUAUAGCCUUAGAACCCAGACAAACCUUCCUAAUCAUCCACUGUCUCCUGAGCUGAGCAGACGUGACUGUCCAGCUACUCGUGCUUGGUGGCUUCAUAGAACUUUUAACAAGUCAUGAAUUAUUGAAAACAACAUUCCUGGGGGUUUAUUUCUUUAUAGUGCCACACAUCUAACACUGGCUGGAAAGGGAUAAUCUUAUAAUAAACACUUAAAAUGUCCUUACAGCUGUGAACAACUACAUUACAGUGUGUUAUAAACUGUUAAAUGUUUGUGUACAAGUGCCAAAUAGAGGGAUUAAAAGUAAAACAUUACCAAUAAAUGUUUUACUGCUUGAAUCAGGCUAAAAUAAGUGCUACAGAUGAUAUACAGUUAUAUAGCAAUUAGCAAAAAGUUAAAUGAGUGGUGAUGCAUGUAUGGAAUAGUGUCUAAAAGCAUAACAUUUUCCUAUGAAGAAUGUAAUCUUCCUGAAGUGUUUCAGACAGAAGCUCCAAUAGACCAGAAUGCAGUGCAGCAUUGACACGCGUUGCAUUCUCAGUGAGAGGCAGAGCCUAGUUUUUCUCGACUGCAAAAACUGUUGUAUUUCCUCUCCACAGUUGCAGAGUGGAACAAGUUUAGACUUAAUCUGGGUUGUUGAAUGCCAUGUUGGAAAAUGUAGAAAAGUGAGCUACAGUGCACGAGGCAGGUUAACAGAGAUUGGUGAAUUACUUUUUCUUUCUUUCUUUCUUUUAAUGCAAAAUACUAGUAACUUUUGAAAACACGCAGUAAGGAUAAUAAAAGAAAGUUAAUGGAGUUCAUUCUUAGACAAACGGGACAGAAGACAAAUAUGUGGAGUCAGAUGGAAGCUGUGCAAAUGGAAAGGAGAUCAGCUGGGGCUGUAAUAAAGGAUAAACCCACAUCAUCCCAGUCUAUCCCUGUGUAGCUCAAAGAUGAACUUAACCAUGUAUAGUCAUAGUAUACAAACUUCAAGAUGAUGCCAGUUUAGAGCAAGUUAGUAUGGACCAUCUCCCUCCCUGGCUAAGCUGGUGGCUGCUUCCUUCGUGGAGGACAGUUAAGUUUUCUAGCUUUAGUCAUUUUUCUCAUAGAGGAAAAAUAAACUGAGCGCUGAGCGUGUACUUAUUAAUGAAUCUUAAAGCUGCAGUAAUCAAUAUUUUUACAUUAACAAGGGAUCAAAUGACUGUGGAACAUGAAAGAGGUCGACAGUUCUGCAGCUGACCACAGCUCUGUGGAGCAUUUUAGCAUCUUUCAGCUCAUUGUUUUGAUUUCACUGCUCUGACAGUGUUGUUUUCAGCCAGAGGGCUUUGGUAAACCCACUGUAGGCUUUAAGUCCACCACCAGACUAUUGAUGGAUGAUAAUAUCCAAUUUAAUAGCUACAGAGCCUGAGUAGGUGCAGACCAAAGACAGACUUAAAAUCAGUGUAAAUGUACAUACAUAAAAAUAAAAACAUUAUGGCUCUUGAACUGUAUUAAGUUUAACUCACAGCCUCAGUGAGGGAGUUUGGGAAGGACACAAACCCCAACACUUUUCAUGUUUAGUGAAGGACAGGAAGACGGCAAAACACUAAACAGAUCACAGCAGUUACACCUCAUGGGGUGGUGCAGUGUACAGCAGAAGGCAUGCCUGUGUUUAUCUCUGUUGCUGGACAUUCAUCUUGUGUCUGGUUCGUUCUUAAGCAGUUUAAUUGUGCUAGAUUUUUGUUUGAGCUUCUUAAUUAAGACUUGUGUGUAUCUUAUGGACUCCAACCAGGACUUACUCUCUCCUGAUUCUUUUCUUGCGUAGUACUCUCUUUCUCACUUCAUUUAUUUCUCUCCCUAUCCCUUAUCCUCACUUACAACCCCCACCCAUAAUCCCUUGCACCACCACCACCACCUCCAUCCCACCGUUUGGCAGCAGGACAAGGUCAACACAGAAACCUCUUCACUUCUCCUCUCUGCUUUCCCUCCCUGUAAUUCCUCACCAUCAGCGGAGCAACAGACCCCCCCCCCCCCCUCUCUCCCCGAUCCUUUCAUCCACCGCUGCCCUCCAUGGACUGAUGGAAAGAGAAAGACUAAAGAUGGAGAGGAGGAUGAAGGAGCAGUCCAGGGAUGUCGAAAAAUGAGUGCAUAUAUUCUAGGUUUUGUUGAAAGUGUGAAGACAGAGAGGAAGACAGAGGGAAAGCAACAUUAGGAAAUGAGCGACAGAAUGAGGAAGGAGGGGAGUUGGUGAAGAGACGCAGAAAGACUGAGGGAGAAAAGUGUUUUUAACCUUUGUUGUCAGGCGAGACAGACGAGGGCGAGAUCAGUCUGUAUCCCAGAAAUCAAAUUCUUUUUCUCUCUCUAUUGCUCAUUUUCCUUUUCUUUCUGUCUUGUUUUUGUCUUUCUCCUUUUUUAUGUCUUUCUUUUUCCUUCCUUUCUUUCUCUACAUCCCUCUUUCAUUCCCUCAGCUCUGUCAUCCAGACCUAAAACACACAAACACAUGCGCCUCACAUUCCUACGUGCAGAGCAGAUUCACCCAAUUUGUUUCCACUGCGUGUGUGUGUGUGUGUGUGUGUGUAUGUGUGCGUGUGUGUGCAUGUGUGUGCAUGUGCCAAGUCAGUAAAUAAUAACCAAUCCCAGCUGUACUGUAGGCCGUUCCACUCAUUCUCAGUGGGGAAACAAAGAGGGAGAGAGAGGAAAAAGGCUCCAUCAAAUAACAGAGUAAUGAGCUGGAAAAAAGUCAGCAGAGAGUUAAGCAGGAAGAAUCAAUAACGUUUUAAUGCUAACAGCCAUUAUGAGUCCUGUAGAACUGCUAGUCAAUGGUCUCUGUGUAUAGGAGUUACAUGCCAUUUGAAAAAAAGAUCUAAUUUGUGUUCAUUUCUACAGCGGCUUCAGGGUCAAACCACCUUAAAGCCUCUCCAUCCUGCCAGCAAGCACUUGAGAGGGAGGAAAAGCUGCUGCACAGAAAUAUGGAGGAGAAUAACAGAGGGCCCAGGACACAGCCCUGACGAGCUCCAUAUCUGAGAUGAGCUGGAUGAGCUGAACAAAGAGGAGAAUGAAAGGAUGCUUGCCUUUUAACCCUAAAAACACUGCUGGUUUAGAGACUAAAACAGCCAUGUUGUUGGCAGAGGCUGUGUGUUUGUUUUUGGCCUUCAUCCUGCACAUCUCAGGCGUUCAUGGACGUAGCAACAGGAUCUGUGCUUUAAAAGGCUCAUCAGUGGAUCUGCCCUGCUCAGCUGAAGGUCCUGUUUCGAGUAUGAAAUGGUACACUCUACACUGGAAUGACUCCUACAUUCUGAGCAACUUCUCUGGAGAUGGAAGUCGUUACAACAUAUCUGAAGGGAGUGAUUUCAACCUAAUCAUCAAAGAUCUGCGAGAGAGUGAUAAAAAUAUUUACUGCUGCAGCCACAUAACUGACUCUCCAGGACACUGCUGGUUCUAUAGAACUGAGCUGCAUGUUACAGACCUGCAGGUAAAGGUGAUUCCCACCACAGGGGAACAGACAGUAUCACUGAUGUGUAGCACCAGCUGUCCUCUGACUGAAAACCCUGCAGCCUACAUCUGGUACAAGAACAGAGAGUUUCUCUAUCAGGACUGGUCUCCCUGGUACCAACAGCUGGUCAGCAGUGAGGAAGCAGUCACAUACUCCUGUGCUAUCAAAGGCUACGAGCAUCUCAGAGCCCCUGAAGUCUCAGUGGAUUCUGUCACAUCCACCUGCUUUACUGUGACCUAUGCCGACGGGACAAUGUGUUCUAAAAACCAGAAAUCAGUGGAUGAGCCCUGCUCCAUCACAUAUCCCACAGAAUUAUAUGUUGAAAGGACGCCUGUAGAUAAGGAAUAUGUCAGACUGACCUGUGCCCCCAGCUGCCCUCUGACUGACCCUAAAACUGCCUAUAGGUGGUACUGGAAUGAGAGUCCAUACAAAUACUCUGAGAGUCAAAACUUUACAGUUCCCAGAGAGUAUAGAUUCAAUAGCUACUCCUGUGCUAUAAAAGGCCACGAGGAUCUGCACACUGCUCAAGUCUGUAGUUCUAAGGAUGACUCCUGCUUUAGUGUGAAUUAUGUCAGAAGGAGAAUCUGUGCUCUGCAAGGCUCUUCAGUGACCAUCAUAAGUGAAUACUCCUAUCCUGACUCCCCACCAUCCCUGGCUAAAUUUUGGUAUAAAAUAAAGAGAAGUGGUGGGGAGGCUGCUGAAAAGGUAACAAGCGAUUCUGGUUGGGUGGAGUAUUGUGACAACCUGAAGAACCGCUACACCCUGACAAUAAAUGGGCUUCAGAAGGAUGACACAGCAGAAUACAUAUUCAGACUCAUGUUGCCUCGGGAAGAGUUUGAUUUUCCUGGAGUGACUUUGGUUGUCUCAGACCUGAAGGUGAGGAUGAGUCCCUCUGCAGAGGUGACAGAGGGUCAGAGAGUCACACUGACCUGCAGUACCAGCUGUCCUCUGACUGACGACAAAAACUACAUUUGGUUUUUGAACAGUCGACCUCUGACCCUGCCAGAGAACCAAAACAAACACCUGGUUCUGGACCCAGUCAGCAGUCAGCAUGCAGGAAACUACUCCUGUGCUGUUAAAAUCCAGAGAGACAUCAGAUCCCCUGAGGAGAUUCUCACUGUUCAAGUUUUUGGGAAGUCGAUAGCAGCGAUUAAUGCAGUGAGACUGGCCGUUGUAUUGCUGAUCCCAGUUCCUCUCCUUCUCUUCCACCUGUGGCUGAGCAGAUGGACUCACAGUAUAAGAACAUCUCACUCUGCAGCACAGAGAGAGCCAGAAGAGCAGCAGAAAGACAGUAUGUAAAACCUCGCUAUGUAUCUACACAGGACACUUGACACUGUGUGCAAAAACUGCCUGUCUUUUUUAUUUAGGUCCUAGUUGGCAAGAGUUGAUCUGAACUCUGCAUGGACACUUGUAAACUCAAAGUCACUGCAAUAUUCAGCAUGUAUUUUUAUUGUAGUUUUUAAGCGAUUGAAUAUUGGACUUCCAUUAAUCAAGUGAACAGAACCAUGACUACAAAUGGCUUUGACCACUUGUUGUGCACUUCUUUCUGUCAUUGGCUUAGAUACUUCAUUGUAUUGUUUGCUGCGUAACUCUCUCUUAAAGAUGCAAAAAUCUCUUUUGAAUUCAAAUAAAUGAAUAGAAUCAUUA
Messenger RNA from Lates calcarifer (barramundi perch), 6064 nucleotides. Its product is annotated as B-cell receptor CD22. Bases 3980 to 5716 code for a protein of 578 amino acids. Lineage: Eukaryota; Metazoa; Chordata; Actinopteri; Centropomidae. The transcript has 15 exons. The record is from RefSeq and is a predicted model, not a curated record.